Messenger RNA from Tupaia belangeri chinensis (Chinese tree shrew), 789 nucleotides. RefSeq names its product UDP-glucose:glycoprotein glucosyltransferase 2. Gene Ontology annotation, molecular function: UDP-glucose:glycoprotein glucosyltransferase activity. Lineage: Eukaryota; Metazoa; Chordata; Mammalia; Scandentia; Tupaiidae. Bases 1 to 789 code for a protein of 262 amino acids. Gene Ontology annotation, biological process: ERAD pathway. The record is from RefSeq and is a predicted model, not a curated record. Gene Ontology annotation, cellular component: endoplasmic reticulum. The transcript has 6 exons.
AUGUCGCGAACACGAGGUCCGAGUCGCCGACCUACCCAGGCAAAGGCAACGACACGGCCCGGCAUCCUGGCGCCCCGGGGUAGCGGGACAUGGCUCAGCCUCCGGCCCCGGCCGCUUGCUGGGACUCUCCAGGCUGCGCCCCUAGACGGCGCCGGAGCGGGCCACGCAUGCGCCGAUAGCCCGGCCGGCACCGACGCGAACGUGUUGUGGCUGUUCCGGGGCUCCACGGCGCUUUGGUUCUCGCUGCUCCGCUCCGGGCCGUCCUCUGCGUCCAAGGCAGUGACAGCCCACUUGGCCGCCAAGUGGCCGGAGACCCCGCUACUGCUGGAGGCGAGUGAAUUUAUGGCAGAAGAAAGUAAUGAAAAAUUCUGGCAGUUUUUGGAAACUGUGAAAGAAUUAGCAAUUUAUAAGCAAUCAGAAUCAGAUUAUUCUUACUACAACUUAAUCCUGAAGAAAGCUGGACAGUUUCUAGACAAUUUACACAUCAAUCUCUUCAAGUUUGCUUUCUCUAUAAGGACAUACUCUCCAACUAUUCAGAUGUUUCAACAGAUUGCAGCUGAUGAGCCACCCCCAGAUGGUUGUAGUGCAUUUGUGGUUAUCCACAAGGAGCACACCUGUAAAAUUAAGGAUAUUAAAAAGCUGCUGAAGAAGGCUCUUCAAGAAUACUAUGAAUGCUCAUACAGUACAGGAGACUUUCUCAUUCAGGGACUGCCUCAUGAACUGUUAACCUUCAGGUCCUCUAACAGAAACAACAAAGAAUUCCAGGAGGAAGGACAAUCACAACUUUAG